This is a messenger RNA of Lepisosteus oculatus (spotted gar), 2029 nucleotides long. NCBI's taxonomy places the organism in Eukaryota, Metazoa, Chordata, Actinopteri, Semionotiformes, Lepisosteidae. The record is from RefSeq and is a predicted model, not a curated record.
ACCCGCUGGGGGCGGGGGGGGUUUACCGACAAUGACGUCCGCUCUCGCAGAUUUGAGAAGACCCCUCCUACCCUGCAGGGCCCCCUGGCCGUGAACAGGGACCUCCAGGAAGGCCGGAGAAUCUUCGCUGGGCAGCUGAAAGGGCCCGAGUCCUUCACCGCCGACGCGGAUGGCUCUCAUUCUGGUCUAGAACACGGUUCCCGAUCAGCUCAAUGCGAGUAUAAACUCAUCUGUGCUUAUUAUUUGAACGGGGUUUGCGUCUCGCAUCUAGGUGUCGAUGGAAUCCCCUUCAAGUUCCUGAAUGGGCUGGAAAUCUCCCGAAAUGGCACUGUGUUCUUCACGGACUCAAGCAGCAAGUGGGGCAGGAGGCACCACAGAUAUGAGGUGAGCCCCCAGAUUCUUCUGUCNNNNCUGCUGGCCUACGACCCCGCGACACGUCGGGUGCGGGCCGUCCUGGAUGGGCUGUACAUGGCCAAUGGCAUCGCCUUUUCCCCUGAGGAGGACUACCUGUUAAUAGCCGAGACCAGCGUGGCCCGGAUUCUGAGGUUUUGGCUGAAGGGACCUAACGCUGGCAGGACGGAGAUCUUCAUUGACAACAUGCCUGGCUACCCAGACAACAUCAGGCUGACAGACAGAGGAACGUUUCUUGUUGGCAUAAGUACAACUCGAUUUCCAGGCUUCUUGCGACCCUUUCUGGACCUCAUCGGACCUCACCCUGCGCUGAAACGCUUCAUCGCCAAGGUGCGUGAGAUCUGUGUGUGAGAUGCCAAUGUCGCAUCUCUCAAAGCUCUAGCAGACUCUCGGCUCCUCCAGUAUCUCUGUCACAAUACAUUUUAAGGCGGAAGGUGUCAAGUCUGAAUGAGCUGUGCAGAUCUUGGCUCUCUUGACACUGCGCCUCUGUUGAAACCCAGCCCUGCCUCCAAAGAAACAAAAGCACACUUGUUCUCUUCUAUCUCUGAAAGCAGGCGGCACAUUAUGGAGUCAGACAGAAAGUGAGAACACUGUUUUUUCAAAAGCCAGAUUCUGUGUAUGCAAAGAUGGAUAAAGAGCCCCGAAGGAUAAAUAGAUUUCUUUUUGACUCUGAACAACUUUUUAAUUAGAUAGCUGUUGUUUUCCACGAGCUUCUCACGAAGUGUCCUGGAUUUGUGUUUUUUUUAAAUGGGUAUGGUACAGUGCGAUGCAUUCCGUCAGGACGUUCGGGACAGUAAGUCGUUCUUUGGGUGGGGGGGGUGUUUCCGAUCAGUGUCCGGUGGGACUCUCCGUCUCCUAAUUUUGUUGCCAUAUCAGCUCAGUCCUUAACUAUGCUGAUCAUCUGUCAGUCUGAGUAGGGAGCUGCGUCUGCAUGGGUAGGCUGCAAGGGAACAGGUAAAGGCUUAUUCCAUGCUGAAAAGAAUAGAGACAGAACGUUUCGGCUGUGCAGCCUUCAGGUGUGAGGUUUGGCGUUUUAAGUCGUGGCAGUUAUUAUAUCCACUGAGGUCCUUUUUAUCCUUGAUUGCCAACUCGGCAGGAGCUGGAUCCAAUUAACUGGAGGAGGAAUGCAUUUUUGUAGUUAAGGCACACCCCCCACUUCAGUAAAUGGUGUUUGAGCAGAUGUUCUGGCAGCAUCACACUUCCUCUUUCCUGUGCAUCAGUGCUCCCCUUUUACUUCACCCCAACAUCACCUCUUCAGCUGCCUCCCUGGCUCAUUCCUCAUUCCACUCAUUCCAAGUGAGAGGGCAGGGAGGUUGCGGCAACCUGCAACACCCAGGGGAGUUAAGGCCAAAGUCUUAAUCACUGCUGUCCCUUCAUGUUUAUCAGCCCACUUCGCCCUUAUUAGAAAACUGACCUAACAGCUGAAAGGCUUCAAAAGGAAUCAGAAGGCAGGGAGUUAAAUUUUGUUUUAUCUUGAAAGACGCGUGAUGUGGUGACACUGAAUUUGUUUUUAAGGCAGGCUCAUCUCGGAGAAAGUCAUUUAUGUUCUGAAACAUUUGCUGAGCAACGGUUCCCAGUGGUCUUUUUGGCUAGCUGGGAUCCGGGAGCGCUGCUUGAA